Messenger RNA from Poeciliopsis prolifica (blackstripe livebearer), 3812 nucleotides. It is a transcript of the gene epor, whose product is annotated as erythropoietin receptor. Gene Ontology annotation, molecular function: protein binding; cytokine receptor activity. The transcript is spliced from 9 exons. NCBI's taxonomy places the organism in Eukaryota, Metazoa, Chordata, Actinopteri, Cyprinodontiformes, Poeciliidae. Bases 289 to 1911 code for a protein of 540 amino acids. Gene Ontology annotation, cellular component: external side of plasma membrane; membrane. The record is from RefSeq and is a predicted model, not a curated record. Gene Ontology annotation, biological process: cytokine-mediated signaling pathway; positive regulation of cell population proliferation; hemopoiesis.
CACACACACACACACACACACACACACACACACACACACACACACACACACACACACACACACACACACACAUAUCAAAACCACCUAUCACAAGUGCAGAAACGUGGCUCUCUGCAGCUCUGAUAAUGCUGCACAGACGAUGAAAACAUACGGGUGCAGAGAGGAGAUAAGGAACCGUUUAAGAGUUCCUCUUCUGGGACUGAGAACACGCUGCGAUUUCCCCUCCAUGAAGCUACAGAGGGGGAUGCAGGCCGGACGGCGGACGGUCCGAGUCCCUCAGACCGCAGGAUGACGUGCGAGCGGCUCGUCCGGCUGCUGGCUCUUUACCUGACGCUCUGCGCCGCCGCGGCCGCUGGAGACGGUCAGGGUUUCAGACGGAAAGCUUCUAUUCUUCUGAAAGAGGAACCGAAGGACCCGAAAUGCUUCGCGGAGAGCAAGAAGGACUUUGUGUGUUUCUGGGAGGAAGACGAGGAGCGGGCCGGUUCCGUGGAUCAGUACACCUUCACAUAUGCCUACCAAAAGGAGAACAGCAGCACGUGCGCGCUGCGGGUCCUGCGGUCAGCAGGUGGGAAGCGGCUGUUCGUGUGCCGCCUGGACCGGGUCCAGAUGUUCGUCCAGCUGGACGUGCAGGUUUACCGGGACGGGAUCCAGAUCCACAACCGCAGCCUCCUGGUGGAGCUUCUGUUUCUGCUCGACCCUCCUGAGAAUGUGACGGUGAGCAGCACAGGCCAUCCGGGCCAGCUGAACGUGAGCUGGGUGGCGCCGACGCUGAAGUACAUGGACGACAGCAUGACGUACGAGGUUCGCUACGCUCCGGCAGACAGUCACGUCGGGCAGGUGGAGGCGAUAAAAGCCUGCUCCGAGAUGAUCCUGAGGGGCCUGGAGGCGGGAACAAAGUACAGGAUUCAGGUCCGGGCCAUCCUGGAUGGCGUCGCCUAUAACGGGUACUGGAGCGCCUGGAGCGACCCGGUGUUCAUAGAGACUUUGCCUGCAGAACUUGACCCACUUAUUGUGUCCCUGACCUUCAUCAUCUCCUUCAUCCUUGUUCUGCUUUGUCUCACCACGCUUCUGUCCCAUCACAGGUUCCUCAUCAAGAAACUUUGGCCAGCUAUUCCAACUCCUGACAGCAAGUUCCAAGAUCUUUUCACAGUUUAUGGUGGGGACUUCAAGGAGUGGUUAGGGCAGACCAGUGGAAGCUUAUGGCUCACUUCCCCUUUCAUCCUCUCUGAAGAAUGCCCUUCUCCAUUGGAAGUACUCUCUGAACUCAACCUUUGUCCUCCGCUGUCCUCCCCACCUUUGCCACCAAAGGCCUCAAAAGCUUUGACCCUUGUCCAAAAUGAGGACAGGGUUUUGAGCAAAGGCCUUCUUGAUGGAGAGUCGGUGGACAGGGUUGAUACCCUUCAAACAAACGGAUGGAGGACCCCACUGCAUGACCACUGGCUGUUGGAUCGUCUGAGGGAGUUCCAACAACACUCCAUCCCCAGGUCCCAGUGUUCCCUACUGGAAUCUCAAGACACUUACAUCACCCUCAGUGGCAACAAACGCACCGAAGAAGAGCACACGGUGGACACUCUCGAGGAAGCCUUACCCCUUGGGGUGCUUUUUGCCCCCAGAAAGCCAACCCAGAGUGAAUCUCACUCUGACCUGGGCUCUGUGCAGCAAAGCUCUCGUUCUGGGAACCUUUCAUCUCAAUCCAGCUUUGAGUAUCCAAACAAUGUCUGGAUAGCCAAAGAUUCUGGAUACACCUACAUGGCAGUUGCAGACUCUGGGGUCUCCAUGGAUUACAGCCCAAUGAGUAGAGCUGACGACAUUGGCAAAGUGGUUAUCUAUGCCAACGACUACGAAAAUGAGAUUUCCUCUCAUAGAAGACCUUUCCUGGUACGGCAGUGCCCUGUCCAUGAUGAUGGCUGAGCGGAUACCAACUUCAAUUGGAGGGCUGGAGAACCGCAUAUGGAUAUUCGCUCCAGGCUAAUGAUGGCCUCUCGUCAACUGUUAGGAAAAUAUUGUCUAAUAGACUGAUGGAGUCUAUUAGACAGCAGCUAACAGACUCAAAGAGAAUGACACUUUGGAUAUUCUGUAAAGGACACGACUCUUCCAUAUGAAGCAAUAUCACCUGUGAUUCAUAGCACAUAUGAAUACUCAACACUAUCCACCAAACCUUCCAGAUUCGAUUGGAAAAAGUGUUUGCAGGAUUUUAUAUUUGAAAUAAUUGUGUUUUUGUUUAUCCUUCAGUGACAGGAUUGCUACAACACCUCAGGCAUGGUGAAAAGAAAGACUGCUGUAGAAAGUGUUUCUCUGGAAUUACUUAAUUGUGAACAAAUUAAUUAAGAAAAGCAUAAUUAAGCUAUUAUUACCUCAGUUUCAUUCUGUCUAUAGUAGCCUAACCUAAAUCUGUAGAACUAUCCGGGUGCAGGCAUCAUUCUCUGGCCCCCCCAAGUCUUUUUCUACUUGUUUAACUGACUUUUGGGCCUUAAAGUGGUUAUGAGAGUCUGUAUCUGUAUACUUUUAUAAAUCUCUGUUUUAUACACUUGCAUUUUAUUAGGAAUUAAAAAGCUUGCAUUGAAUGCUAGCCAGCAGUUCCAGUUAGCUAAUAUGCUUAUGCCGCCAACAAUGCUAAAGUUUGUUAGAUUAUGACGUACCUCACAUACAGUGUUUAUCCAAUGUGUUAGCAUGCUAACAUUUUGUCAUUAGCACACAACACAAAUUGAGGUUAAGUCUGGAAUUAAUUUUUGUUUUUACCUUUUCAUGUUCAAAAGAAUAACGUCAUCAGCAUCCAACCCUUGGAAAUUUGGUGCUGCGCAAGAAGGUGGUCGAAAUAUUCAUGAAAUAUUCAUGAAUUAUCUUGACAUUAGCAAGGCAACACAAAAAUGGCCAUUUAAGCUGAAUUGUAGUAGGCCUACAUCACAACUUGAGAUUUUGUAUAUUUUUGUACAUUGUCCUCUCAUUUUGUUCAAUCAGGUUGUAGGUUGGAUUCCAGCUUCCCCCUGUCAUACGUUGAUGUGAUGUGUGGGCGAAGGGCAAGUUGAUCAGUUGCUUGCCAAUCUGGUAUCGGUGUAAAAAAAGAGUUUGUGAGCCCAAAUGAAUUAAUGUGGCUGUAGUGUAAAGCACUUUGAGUCAUUUAACAUCACGGUGAUUUACCAACUACACCAAAUCUACAUAAUAUUAAUAGUGCUCACUGCCGGGUCAUUUCUAAAUCUUAAAUCUAGAAUAUUUGUGUGAAAUAUUAAAUAAUUUGUUUCAGAUACAGAUAGUAUUUUUUAAAAUCAUUUAUCGAAAACAGAAUUUUAAAGUAUAUUUCAGUGAAAUUCUUAUUACUGUAGGCUAUGCAGCAUUGCUUUAAGAUAAUUAUAUUUAGGCAACUGUACUUAUUUUAAUAAUUCCUUCUGUUGUACAUCUUUGGCCCCUAAAGAGCAGAACCUGGCAGACUACAAUUUUCCAGUUGACUGCAGAUCUGAUUAACCUUUUAAUAAGCUCAUUUGCUUGCUGUGAAGGAUAAACAUGUUGCAGCUGAAAUUGUAAAUUGAAUUGUAUUACUGAACCAUUAUUGUUUUUGUAAAAAGUGUGCAUGAAGCAACAGACGCAGAUUUGUAGGGGGGGGGGGGGAAAUCUGCAACUGUUUCCCUUUCAAUGAUCGCAUUUAAAUCACAACUGACUUGAACAUUCAAAUUUGUAUUUUCUCUAACUUGGACACAUCUUGUACACCUAAAAGCUUUUUUUUAUCAUUAUUUUCACAAAAAGAUAUUUGUGCUAUACUUGCUUUAAAAAUAAGUUCUGAAUAUAUUUUGAUUAAAAAAAAACAAAUCAACCUAAAA